Syngnathus acus (greater pipefish) is the source of this 2454-nucleotide messenger RNA. It is a transcript of the gene galr1a, whose product is annotated as galanin receptor 1a. Gene Ontology annotation, biological process: G protein-coupled receptor signaling pathway; positive regulation of cytosolic calcium ion concentration; negative regulation of adenylate cyclase activity. Lineage: Eukaryota; Metazoa; Chordata; Actinopteri; Syngnathiformes; Syngnathidae. Gene Ontology annotation, molecular function: galanin receptor activity. The coding region runs from base 319 to 1362 and encodes 347 amino acids. The record is from RefSeq and is a predicted model, not a curated record. Gene Ontology annotation, cellular component: membrane. The transcript is spliced from 3 exons.
UCCUGGCGUGGUUGCGCGCGUUUGGUGCGCACGCAUCAGGUGUGCACUUAGAGACUCACAUUCAGAUGGCUUAUUAAGAAUAUCUAGUAUGUUUUAAUAUAAUAAAUUUUGUGAUGCAACUUGAAGAGAACACCGUGGGAUUUCUUAAAGCUCGGUUGGCUCGACUCCCGAGUGUGUUCAUGCGGGAGCUCCCGUGACGCACGUAGGCUACUGGACAGCUGACAUCUUUUCGAACAGAAUACGAGGCACAAAGAAGCAGAGGCGCAGAAAGAGCUCUGAUCGAUUCGUCUGGCAACCUUCCAAGUUCAGAAGUAAAUCAUGAAUCUCACAGAGUCGGCGUGGCUCACGGAAGAGCCGUGGAACCCUAACCGGACGCAGGAAGAGAAACUUUUAUUCGGGAUCGGAACGGAGAAUCUCAUUACGCUGGUGGUUUUUUGUCUCAUCUUCGUGCUCGGUGUGCUGGGUAACUCCAUGGUUAUCACUGUCUUGGCAAGGAGCAAGCCAGGAAAACCACGCAGCACAACGAACAUCUUCAUCCUCAACCUGAGCAUCGCGGACCUAUCCUACCUGCUUUUUUGCAUCCCCUUCCAAUCUACCAUCUACACAAUGCCCACUUGGGUCCUGGGUGCGUUCAUUUGCAAAUUCAUCCACUAUUUCUUCACAGUGUCCAUGCUGGUCAGCAUCUUCACCCUCUCGGCCAUGUCUGUGGACAGAUACGUGGCUAUUGUACACUCCAGAAAGUCCUCCACCAUCAGGGUGGCCAAACAUGCCCUCAUCGGCGUGGUGAUCAUUUGGAUACUCUCUCUGGCCAUGGCAGCGCCGAUCAUGUAUUACCAGAACAUCCACUCGCUAGGAAAUCAAACAUUUUGCUGGGAAGUGUGGCCAAACCACAACCAGAAAAAGGUAUACGUGGUUUGUACCUUUGUUUUUGGCUACGUUUUGCCACUGCUGCUGAUCUCUUUUUGCUAUUCAAAGGUUUUAAAACAUCUGCACAAAAAGCUGAGAAAUGCAUCCAAAAAGUCUGAGGCAGCAAAGAAAAAGACAGCGCAGACAGUGCUGGUUGUGGUGGUGGUGUUCUGUCUGUCUUGGCUUCCUCAUCAUGUGAUUCACCUCUGGGUAGAGUUUGGGAGAUUCCCGCUGAACCCGGCUUCCUUUUUGCUGCGGAUCGCCGCCCACUGCUUGGCGUACAGCAACUCAUCUGUCAACCCAGUCAUCUAUGCCUUCCUGUCGGAAAACUUCAGGAAAGCUUAUAAGCAGGUGUUCAAAUGCCAGCUUGGUACAGAAGAUGUGUUGUUUAAUGAGAUCAAGGAGACCCGCAGUAGGGCAGAUGCGCCGCCUUCAACAAACUGCACCAAUGUUUGACUUUGUGCACAGAAGUGUACAAAUAAUUCAUGGUAACUGUCAAAUGAAAACUGAAUUUAAGGAUGCAUUGACAGGCCAAAAUUGUAGAUAUUUCGUGGAUGUUGCCACGACCGUUCCACAUAAGCGCUGAAAGGUUUAAAUUAUUUGUACAAUGUUUGUAUAUGAUACAUACUGCUUUUAAAUGUAAUCUGUUCGUGUUUAAUCUUUCACAUUUUGGGGAAUAAAAUUCAAGUAUGCACUCUUACAAAUCAAAAUAAUGUUAUGUUAGCGAAGAUAGCCUUUUGAAUGUUCAUCCUCUAUGAAGAACUGUGUUGGGUAUUGACGCUAUGUAACAAUGAAAACUCCAAUUUUACUGUUACAACCAGAGUUUCAUCCAGAAGUACUUGGACAACUAUUUCUCUUCAUGGAAAUGCUUUUCCAGGUCUUUACUGGAGCCACCAUCACUUGCUGCUUGUUUGUGCGUCUUGCUACUCAUCUUCAAUAAGUGAAUAUUACGCUCUAUUAGAUUUUUGGCAAAAUUUCCAGGGUAGAAUAUUCAGCUUUUUCCACAUUAAAUAUUUGUGGCCUUGUGGUUAGGACAGCUGCCUCAAGGUUCUUGAUUUGCAUUUUUGCUAUCUGGCUAACCUGGGGUACUGAUUAAUGCAAAGUUUGAUACACACUUCUGAAAUAACAGAUAUUGCUCAAAUUCCCGUUACGUACGAUGUUAUUAUGAGUUAUUCAUUUACAGGCGGCCAUGGAUCAGUGGUUGAGAAGUCGUCCAGCAACCGGGGGGUCGGCUGUUCGAUUCCCGCUCUGUCCAAGUCCUGUCCUGUAUUGGAGAAGAAACUUCACCCACCUUGCGUGCAGUGCCACUCACACUGGUGUAAUGAAUGUUUGGUGGUGGUCAGCGGGCACUGGCAGCCAGGCUUCUGUCAGUCUGCCCCAGGGCAGCUGUUGUUACUUAUGUAGUUUACCACCACCAGAGUGUGAAUGGGUGAGUGUAUGAAUAAUGCAUCUGCUGUGAGUGCUUCGAGUAUUGGUUUCUAUAGAAAAGUUAUAGAUCUAAAUCCAAGGACCUAUUAUAAUUAUUUUGUCAUAUUCAUCCAUCUAAUU